AAAGAGUAAGUGUCGCUUGUCGAAACUAUCGGAGGAUAUUUAGAAUACGGAUUUUCAAAUCUUAGUUUUAGAGAGGACACUGAGAAUGUGCCAGGCCAGGGCCAUUCAUACAAACAAACAUUAGUUUUUAACACCAAAACAGACAACUGCCACUGCUCAUUUUGAAGAAAUGACUGAGAUCCUGUCACCAAACACUGAGCCAAUAGACAAGAACCCCCCGGAGCUAACGGCAGUGCCCCCUGUGCUAACAGCAGAGCCCCAGUCCCCAGGAUGGGUAACUGAAGGAGACACAGAAAAAGUAGGCCAAGGGGUAAAUAAAGCGGAUGAAGGUUUUGACGUGUAUGGCAAAGAGAGAAUGGGCUUAGCCAACAGUGAGGCCAGCACUCUCCGGUUGCCCGUUGUUGAACAGCCGAGCGGAAGCAGAAAGGACACGUCCAAAUCUAAAGCGAGGAGAAGAGAGGGAAAGGGGUCGGACGCAGAGGGAGGUAGUAUGCGAUCUGACUCUGCCUCGCUGAGAGGAAGAGUGAGCAGGACGGAGAGCGAGAGAGAGUUUGGGACAAGGGAGAAGGGGAACACGGGUGAGGGCUGGAAAGAGUUAAUGGAAGAGAGGGAAAGAGAACACGAGUUGGGGCUGUGGGAUAGUAGGAUGGGGAAAGAUUUAGAGAUAGAGGUGGAACAGGUGAAUUCAAUGCCAGAGAAGGCAGCAGGGGUCUUUAGCCCUGUCACCAUCAUCCAUUCCUCCAGCGUCCCGGGAUCACCCAGAGAGAGUGCACCUGUCUGGGAAGGGGACACAGAAAGGAGCCCCUUCCUAGGAACUGGUGGGUCCCAACCUGAUGCCUACUACCAAGACUGGUCAAGAGAGGCUCCCUCAUUAUCCUGUGGAUGUACCGGAACAAACCGGGACGGUCUGAAAGUGGGAGCAUCAGUGUUUACUUCAGCUUUGAUCUUCCCUCUUCUUGUGUGGGGAGGCUACGUCUUUUUGCCCUUUGAUGCCCCCCUGUUGGAUAGUGCCCCAUUGCGGCUGGUCUACACACUGCGUUGUUCAGUGUUUGCUGUCAUACCCAUUGUGCUAGGUGUGUUGGUACUGGGCGUGUCUAGGCUCCGUCACCGCUCUUUGAAGCCACUGUGCGAGGGAGAAGCUGAGCCCAAGGGGGUGAACGUUCACCGACGUUUCGUGGAUGAUUCGAUAUCCCUCUUCCUCCUCUAUUUCUUGCAGCUGGCCGUCAUGGCAAACUACCUGGGCCAAGGCCAGCUCAAACUGAUCCCUUUGCUUACCAUCAUCUUCACUUUUGGCAGGUUGGUUUAUUGGAUAGCUGCUGCCUGGGGCAACAGCGUGAGGGGCUUUGGCUAUGGCUUCUCCUUCCUACCCAUGGUGACCAUGCUGGUGGCCAACCUCUAUUUCAUUUUUACGGUCGAUUCUGCAGGGAGCAUUUUUGCUCAAGAUGCGGCGUCCUCUUCUAAUCAACCACCACCAGUCCCAUAUCGGCAGAGGUUCUGGGGUUAAAAUUGGGAGGGGUCACUGAACUUAUCCCAGGCAGAACCGAGAGGAAGCAACGUAAUUAUGUCUGACGUUUUACAGGAAACAAAUGGAAAACACAGAUUAUAUUAUUUUGGAAUAAAGUACUGUAACAGUUUUCUGAAU
Molecule: messenger RNA, 1642 nt
Organism: Chanos chanos (milkfish)
Lineage: Eukaryota; Metazoa; Chordata; Actinopteri; Gonorynchiformes; Chanidae
Gene: tmem79b
Product: transmembrane protein 79b
Exons: 5
Coding region: 170-1504 (444 amino acids)
Biological process (GO): regulated exocytosis
Cellular component (GO): lysosomal membrane; trans-Golgi network membrane
Source: RefSeq, a predicted model, not a curated record